Molecule: messenger RNA, 3618 nt
Organism: Colletotrichum paranaense
Lineage: Eukaryota; Fungi; Ascomycota; Sordariomycetes; Glomerellales; Glomerellaceae
Exons: 9
Coding region: 1-3618 (1205 amino acids)
Biological process (GO): transmembrane transport; metal ion transport
Cellular component (GO): membrane
Molecular function (GO): protein binding; metal ion transmembrane transporter activity
Source: RefSeq, a predicted model, not a curated record
AUGAGCGAUAACCCUCCCUUACCGCCUGCCGUUCCCAGUUCCGGGACCCAACCGACGAAUGACGACAGCCAGGUCACUCAUCCGGAAGAUCCGCCUCUCCAAGUCACCAGCGAACUGCAACCCCCCGCACUGCCCGAAGGCCAUGAAGCAAAGGUGCCCGACAGUACGAGCAUCAGAGAAGGAGAGACUGCCCUGAACCUUUGCCUGCGAAAGCUAGAGGCCGACACCGAAUCUUUACCAGACAUCGAAAAAUGGAAAGACAUUAUUGACGUUCCAUCUCUAGAGGAUCAGCAGACGCCUCUGCAGUAUGCGGCCUCCAAAGAUUUUCCGAAGCUUGCGAAGCUGCUCAUUGAGGCUGAUGCCAAUCUCGAAACUGGCGGCACUAAGCGUCCUCUUUUGAUUGCUCUCAACGAAGAACACAUCGGAUUCUCCCGGCUACUCUUGGAAAAAGGAGCUUCACCCUAUUGCAAAGACUCAGACGGAUGGAACCCCAUACACCUUGCCGCAUGGGCAGAUUCAGAUGAGGAGUUGGUCGAGCUUUUGCUCGAGCGACCUUCCAAACCCCCCCUGGGCCUGAAUGAGACAGAAGGUUUUCAGUCUUGGACGCCACUCAACCUUGCCUCCUGUCACGGAAGAAUUAACUGGGUCAAGCACCUGUUGAAGAAAGAGGCUGAUGCUUGUCUUCAAGAUGAGAGUGGUUGGACACCGUUAACGUCGACUUUGCACUAUGGCCACUUCGAUAUAUUCGACAUCAUAUUCGAACACUUGCGGAAGAAUGACCCCGCUGCCCUCAGGAAAAUCAUCUGUCAACCAGCCAAGGACAAAUUGACUAUUUACAUGGUUCUCUACGGAGCAGUAGAUCACAGAAAGGCCUACAGCGCUCUUUCUGCCUUGAAAAAGCUCCUCCCCUUCUCAGGCCUUGAUCUUGGCCAGCGGGAUAGUGAUGGUCGAACUGUGCUCCACUAUGGUUUUGGUGCGGUCAGGGAAUAUCCUGGGGACGACCACAUUCAACGCAUGGCUGAGUUGCUUGUCGAAGAAUUGCCCAAACACGCUCUACUUUUUCGAAAUGACAAGGGCCAGACGGCAAUUGAAGACGGUUUGAAUGAGAAUUCGGUUGUCGACUUUUCGCAGCUACCUUGGUCCAACUUCCUGCAGAUGUUAAUCCGGCGACUUAAAGGAGAUCGAUCAGACAGAGAGGGUCUUCUGUGUUGGCUCGCAUCACGAGAACAUUAUCACAUCCAUGCCGAGACAAUACUGAGGGAUACAAUUACGGGAGUUCGGAGUGCGGACUUCAGCCGCAUCCCAGGUGCUGAUGGAAAGUUGAGCCUAGUGAAGCUGGCGAUUUGGCACGAGCUACCUCAUGUGCUUUUGGAAUGCGAAGUCUCGGAGGACGACUCAAAGGAAGGAAAAGCGUUGAUCAAGUAUUUGAGGGACGAUCCAAUCUCCAGCUUCGAAGCAUCGAAGGAACCGGACUCUCGCCAACAAAUCAGGAAGGUCGGGUUGGAGAAAUCCACGACGAAGCAGGUUGGUAAAAAGAUUCAGGACGUCACAAAGAUCCAUCCCAAUGCAGCGAGGCAACCUAAAGUCCUUGACCAGAUGGAAGACGUUCUUGACUAUAGUGUCAAGAAGAUACGAAGAGCAAGAGAUCCGCUCAAGGUCUCGAGCUCUGGGGACGAAAUGGAACAGAGUCGACAAAUGUUUGAAGCGGCUGUCGUUUCAAUCUGUCAAGACAACUCUCAGUUCAACAGAUACGCCAAGUUCCGAAGUGUGAAGAGCAUUAUAUACGACAACUCACCAAUCAGAUCAAUCAGCGAUACGAUCAACGAGAUGAAAAAGACCGCUUCCAAACCAGGCGAAGAGAGCAACUUCACAUGGAUUCAUCUCCCUGUUACCAACAUGGCCUGGAUGAUUGAUACCAUGAACAAGAUAUUGAAUCCUGAUCAGUCCGAUAACUUGAACAGCAACGACGAGGAUGAUCAAAUUGCUUCUUUCUUACGCAACAGUGGAGUUCAAGUUCCUGACGACAAGUCGCUUUCCCGAUACAUGCAGCCUCGGUACGUCAAAAAAAAGAAGGUGAAAGGGGAUGAUAACGAAUGCCUGGCAUCAGCACUCUACAUGCCGUUCCUGGAAGUAGGAAGCUAUGACAAAUCCACCGAGGAUUCCCAGACGCAUGAGGCUGUUGGCGGACCUAGGAAAACUGGCAAAACGCGGGCUACAGCUGCCACUAUUCUUACUGCUACUGCAACUAGACUCGCUACGUUCGCCACCAGACUCAAUACUGCUGCUACGAGGCUCGCUCAUACUGCUGACGCAACUAUCAAAGUCAGCUCACCAACAGAAACAGCCAACAAAGACAUUGCCUUGCCGAGUGUGUCUACUUCCGGAAAGAAAGCAGCACCUCCCCCGGUGCAUUUCUCACCCACGUUAGACGAGCAUUACUAUCAUUUUGACGAGAAGGAUACGCGAUCUCAAGAGGACAGGAAUUCGCGAAAUGAGCACCAAAUUAUCACCAAGUACUUGUAUCCGGACCGCCUGGAUUCCGAUACCUCAUGGGAAGUGCUGCGAGUUGGACAGCUUUGGGCUUGGACUAUUCGCGAAAAAUGGUUGAUAACAUCUACGUCCGUGGCAAACCUCAGGGAAGAGUCUGCAAAGAGCAGUAAGCCGUUUGUUGAACAUGUCUUGGAACACCUGUCCGAUCGGGCAGGUCAGAGCCCCAAUGGCGUAUCACGCACCCCCACUGAACUGAGCAGAGUAAUUGUGGAAUGCUGCAUCGGUGCCUACAGAAAAUCGGGCAACAAGGAUCAACGGGUGAAAAUUGAUGAGAAGGACAACGCGAGAAGUCGAAAGUCGCCAAGACCGUCGAUUCGCCAAAUGUUCUCCGGCUUUAUCAAUCAGAUUGGACGAGAAGAAGCGGGCUUAUUCCGCAAAUUGGCUGGCGUGCAGAGUGAUCCAACACCCCGGGAGACGCAUUUGGCAGACUCAGAAAGAGGAGACGCCAACGAUAUAUAUUCACUCGACUUUGAGAAAAGCACAAGAAAUGCUGCGAAGCUUCUAUACGACAUCAAGGAUGUUCGUGACGAGCUGAACAUUCUUAGAACCAUCGCCGAUUAUCAGAAGAGGGUACAGAGGAAAUUGAUUGGUACCGUUCCUGAUCACACUCCGGACGCCACUACCAAUUGGGACGAGGAUGAGACGGCCGCGUAUGUGAUGAACGACAUUGAGGAACUCGACAAGCUUGCCAAAAAGACUGAAGACGCCUUGAACACUACAAUCACAAUUCUCGAGAGCGAAACCGCAAAUGACCAGGGCAAAAGGGUGAUGGUGUUUACACUCGUCACUGUCUUCUUUCUGCCUCUGUCAUUCCUCAGCUCUUUGUUUGCGCUAGACGUGAACAAUUUCCUCGAGGCCCCCUGGUGGUCUCUGGUCAUUAUUUUUGUCGUCCCUCUUCCCUUUCUCCAUGCUGCCAACGGAUAUUUGAAAGAUCGAGAUCCAUUCACAUUUUACUUGUCGGACAAGAAAACCAAAAACAACACACCGGAACAGACGCAAGGUUCGGGCAGCAGAACUGUUCGGAACCGUCGCAACAGGACUACACCGGACCAAUCAGACAAUGUGUAG